Messenger RNA from Phaeoacremonium minimum UCRPA7, 1659 nucleotides. RefSeq names its product putative phosphatase dcr2 protein. The record is from RefSeq and is a predicted model, not a curated record. The coding region runs from base 1 to 1659 and encodes 552 amino acids. Gene Ontology annotation, molecular function: phosphoprotein phosphatase activity. The transcript is spliced from 3 exons. Gene Ontology annotation, cellular component: cytoplasm. Lineage: Eukaryota; Fungi; Ascomycota; Sordariomycetes; Togniniales; Togniniaceae.
AUGACGCGAAGGAUCGUGCGAACGAUCAUCCAGGUCGCCUCGGCGGCCGUCUUCACCUUUUUGGUCAUCUUCUUCCUCGACAGGAAUUUCCGCGUCCUGCCCAACUCGAUCCACGAGCACAUGCCCCAGCACCAUGCCGGCCUCAUCAUUACCGACAUCACCAUCGCAAAAUGUUCGUCGCUCAACGUCUUCUCCUCCUGCAAGCUCGACACCGACGUAUGGUACCGCAUCGAGAAAGACCUGUACCUCGGAAAGUCGAUGGUGUCGGGUGCUUACCUUCACGUGCAGCGCAAGAAAGAGGAGGAGCUCACCGCCGAUGACAAGGUCGUCAUGGAUGUGCAGGUGGGGAGAUUAGACCCUGGUGUGGGCACAAAAGGAGAAGCAGACGAGCGGUGGGAGAGCAGGCCUGGAGGAUUGUGGAUCAAGCGCUCUGCGAAGCGCCAUGCCAGCGACUCGAAAGAGGCAGUCACAGCAGUGGACGUGCUGUUCGGAGACGACGCCGUUGAAGCGCGCGAGGGAUGGGACAUGCCGGCGACCGGUACCGCGUUGCUGAUAGAUUCCGGGCCGAAGAUCCCCUCGGCGCAUAUCACGCUGAGACGUGGGAGUCAAAAGGAGCCGACGAAGCCGCAGCCGCGUAUCAACGAUAACGGAAAGUUCAAGAUCAUGCAGGUGGCUGAUUUGCACCUAAGCACAGGUGUCGGCCACUGUCGAGAUGCCGUCCCUGAUGGCUACAACGGAGGCCAGUGCGAGGCAGAUCCUAGAACAUUGGAUUUCGUCACCAAAAUCCUGGAAGAGGAGCGGCCAGACUUGAUUGUUCUCAGUGGAGAUCAAGUCAACGGCGACACAGCCCCAGAUGCUCAAUCUGCAAUCUUCAAAUACGCACAACUGUUCAUCAAGUACAAAGUCCCAUAUGUCUCCAUCUUUGGAAACCACGACGACGAAGGCAAGACAUCACUGCCGCGAUCUGGUCAGAUGGCGCUCAUUGAGACGCUGCCCUACUCGCUGUCUGUGGCCGGGCCGGACGAUAUUGAUGGCGUAGGCAACUAUGUCCUCGAAAUCUUGGCUCGAGGGAAGUCCUCUCACUCGGCGCUGACAAUCUACCUGCUGGAUUCUCACUCAUACUCCCCCGAUGAGAGGAAGUUCAAGGGUUAUGACUGGAUCAAGAAAAACCAGAUCGACUGGUUCCAGCAGACUGCAGAGGGUCUGAAGAAGAAACACAGGGAAUAUACCCAUUACCAUAUGGAUGUCGCUUUCAUCCAUAUUCCCUUACCGGAGUAUCGGGACAAGGACCAAUACUUUAAGGGGGAGUGGAAGGAGCAUGUCACAGCUCCAAACUUCAACUCGGGCUUCCACGAUGCCCUGGUCGAACAAGGUGUUGUCAUGGUCAGCUGUGGACAUGAUCACGUCAACGAGUACUGCGCGUUGUCGGUGGAUGACAAGAAGAAGCCUAAUCUAUGGAUGUGCUAUGGCGGCGGCGCUGGAUUUGGAGGCUACGCCGGCUACGGAGGCUUCCACCGCAAGAUCAGGAUAUUCGACUUUGACAUGAACGAGGCACGCGUUUCAACAUGGAAGCGGACUGAGUAUGGCGAGACCGACAAAAAAUUAGACGAGCAGAUCAUCGUCGAUGCUGGAAAGCCCGUCGCUCCCAUGGAAGGCUGA